AGGGCGCUGUGGGCGUAGCCCCUGCCCGGCCGCGCCCUCUCCUCUCGCCGCGGGUCCGGCGGGCCCGGUUAUGGCGCUGCCGGUGCUGUCGAGCUCGGCCGUGAAGUUCCGGCGGGUCCUGGCACACUUCCCGCAGGAGCUCAGCCUGGCCUUCGCCUACGGCUCGGGGGUGUUCCGGCAGGCGGGGGCCGCGGCCGAGCACGGCGAGAACAAUAUGCUGGAUUUCGUAUUUGCUGUUGAUGAUUCUGUGACCUGGCAUAUGAUGAACUUGUUAAAGAACAGGAAUCAUUAUUCCUUCCUAAAAUUUUUUGGGCCAAAACAGAUAACUAGUAUGCAGAGCUACGGAGCAGGAAUUUACUACAACACUUUAGUGCCAUGUAAUGGUAGGAUGAUAAAAUAUGGUGUAAUUAGCACUGAUACCCUGAUUGAUGAUUUACUUCACUGGAAAACCCUCUAUGUCGCUGGGCGCCUACAAAAGCCGGUGAAAAUACUGACACAGAAUGAGAAUAGCAAGCUGCAAGCUGCUCUUGUUAGCAACCUGAAGAGUGCAGUCACAGCAGCCUUUCUCAUGUUACCAGAAAGUUUCUCUGAAGAAGACCUCUAUAUGCAGAUUGCAGGACUCUCCUACUCUGGUGAUUUCAGAAUGAUAAUAGGAGAAGACAGAUUGAAAGUGCAGAACAUAGUGAAACCCAACAUACCCCAUUUUCAGAAGCUGUACAGUACCAUAUUACAGGACUGCCCUCAAGUGGUAUAUAAGCACCAUCUGGGAAGACUAGAGAUUGAUAAAAGUCCAGAAGGUCAAUUUGCACAACUAAUGGCUUUGCCAAAGACUCUGCAGCAAAAGAUAACUUCUCUGGUAAACCCUCCUGGAAAAAACAGAGAUGUGGAAGAAAUUUUACUGCAAGUUGCCCAUGACCCUGACUGUGGAUUUGUGGUGCAUCAAGGCAUUUCAGGAAUUGUGAGAUCUUCCAGUAUAGUGCAGAGUGCUAAAACCAUACUGACAGCUGGGGCAAAGAAAUCUGUAACUUACAGUAUGAAGAAAUUAUAUAAAAUGACAAAGGGAUGGUUAAGGAAGACAUCUUGAGUCUUGACGUAGUAUGUAUGGGUAAAUAAAUGGUACUUUUUCUCUAAAUAUUUUGCAGAUGCCACUUUGCAUACUUGAGAAGAUUACAACGCAUUUAAGAAGUCCAUUCUAAUGACUUACAUGCCCAAUUUUAUGAAUGAAAUAGGAACUUUUUAAUGGGAGAAGGUUUGCUGGUAAUAGGGCAAAGGAAUUCUACUCUGUAAAUACUGAACUGUAUUUUCUUGUAUACUAGAGCUUGGAUUUUCAGAAACCCCUAGUAAAAAGAAUUGAUUGUACAUAUGAAUGAAAACCCAAAGCCACUCAUUUUCUAUGUAUUGCUAGCUUUAUUUUCCAAAAUACCCUCAGGCUCUUUCAAAAUAAUCAAGUUCUUUCAGGGACUUAUGGAACUGGAGAGCCCACUGAAUUUUGUGUAGAUAAGAAACUGUCCUUUCACAUUUCUGCAUUGACAAGUUCAUCCUUAGAAUUCUUCUGAGGAUCCUCACUGGAUGCUUCUGCAGGGCAGACCUUAUGGAAAGGACAUUUCUUCUCACGUGUGACAUUCUGAAUCCAAAAAACUUCCACGGUGACUUUCAGUGUGGGAAAGAGAAAUGAGCAGCUUGUCAGGUGUCAGGUUUCAGUCCUUUCAUAAAAAUCCUUUUAUGAGCCUGAGAUGAAAACUGCCCAACUCAUGGCUCAGUCUUGUCAGAAGAGCCAGAGUUGGAGGGAAAAUCAUAAUUCCAUGGACCUACUUGUGCAGACUUAUGAAAUAUGUGUUGUUUGGCAAAAGAUUCUAUCAAAGCACUUUGAAGUUGGGAAUAUUAUGAACAAAAGCACAUAUUUUUUGAUUCUUUGAUUUUAUUUUUUUUCCCCUGAAAAUACUGUCCACAAAGGUGAAACUUGUUUUCCCUUUAAAAAUUAGCUAAACUAAAGAAAAUUGGAGUUUUACAUAACGUGUUCAAUCAUGCCAUUAAAGAUUGGACAUUUCUGGCAGUUUUCAUGUGUGGUGCAAUAAAUUUGGAGGAUCUUUUGUAAACAGAAUAUUUUUCACACUCAGGUGGGUUUCCUACUUUGGGAAGUUUAUCUUAUUAGAAAUAAAUUGAGACAAGAUUUAAUUUUGUUUGUGAAAAUGUCAGUGAUAAAAAUAAUGUAAUGGUAAAAAAUGGAAAUAAGAUGUAUCUUUCCUGAUUAGCAUGUGUUUUUUUUCUUGUAAAUUAUCUGAUCAGUAGGGUUGUCUCAAGCUACAUUCAAUUUAGUGAUCUCACUUUAAAUUAUUGGAAUGAAGUUAUCUGCUAAUUGUUUCCAGGGAGCAGUUCAAAGCAUGAAUUUAAGAAAGACAACAGAAAAUAUAUUAUUGUAUGUAGUAUGACUCAUGCAGGCUUACUUUAAUCAUAGGACAACUUUAAAAUAUUGAUUAUUUUUAAAUAUUUGAGUUUGAAAUUUUAAACCAGAGUCAGGAAAUAAAUGUGUCCCCUUUUUAAAAUUAUUAUCUUGAAAAAUAUUAUUCCUGUGAAAUAGUAAAGAAAUGACUGUGAAAAUUUCUAAGGCCAUAGGUAGAUUCCUAAAACUUUGCAUUAUCCAUUGGUGAUAGAUCCAGAAUGUGUGAGCCAAAUCCCCUCAAAUGUCCCUUUGCUGAUAUUAGAAGGCUCAUGACCCUUUUUAUGGGUCAUGAUGAAGAAUGUUUGUAUGUGUGGUAUUAGCAUUCCCUGUCCCCCCUUACUAAUGGAAGAGGCCAAAUUCCCCAAUUUGAAAAGUUUACCAUAUAAGAAAUGUAACCAGGGGCUUUAAGCCACUGCUUAAAUAAACUUAACUUGGGUUUUGGCUGGAUUUUUUUGUUUGCACGAAGAGGUUCCUUUGUAGAUAAUCUAGAAGUCUUUUAUACAUAAUACACCCUUAUCCACCUUAAAAUUAACCUCAUACGAGUUAAUUAAGUGAGGGCUUACAGUAGCCAUACCAUUUUUAACAUUUCAGCAUAAGCUCUAGUAAAAGAAAUCUGAAAUCAGAUGUUGACUUGCUUAGGUGUGCUCGGUGGGAAGCUCUUAAGAACAGAAAACACUGAUCCCAGUGCUAGAAACAGACCCCGACAGAUACAAAGGUUUUGGACAAAUGAACAGCCUGAGAAAAGAUUCAGGAUGGAGCCAUGGCCUUCUGAAUGAAAUAGUUACCAGGUAAAAAGUGAGAACUGCCUGAUUUAGUCAUCUAACAAGGUGACAGCUUUGAUUAGUUGGUCCCAAAUGAAAUGCUCCGUAGGGGAACACUUGGGCACAUGUGCAGCAGCAUAGACAGAACACUGAUUUUUUAUCUGGUGUUAGAAAAUUUUUAGUAGGGUCCAGGGUAGUAUCUGGGGAGGGAAGGAGGGAGGAAAGUCCUCAUCUGUGAAAGUCUUAGGAUACAAAAAAAUUGGAAAACUGAAAUUGUCAGCGCAUAAAUUAUCCUUGUAGGAAACGGGAAAAUUUCAAACAUAUCCCUCUGCAUAAGUAGUUAGCAAAACUAUUUAUCGUAUUUAUCUUUUGUAGUUUUGUUCUUUUUCUUUGAAGGCUGUGUGGGAAGGGGUCUAAGAGAGCCUUCGCUCCUUCCAAAGAAGAGGACGCCAACCACUGGUGAGGAUUUGUCCUCGACAAAUUCAGAGAGAUCAUUCCUAGUGAACCUGUAUUUUUCUGUGUGAAUUCUGUUCCUCUAGUCAACUUUUGGAAAAUAAAGUCUGUAAGCAGAAAAAUGGA
Molecule: messenger RNA, 3780 nt
Organism: Pipra filicauda (Wire-tailed manakin)
Lineage: Eukaryota; Metazoa; Chordata; Aves; Passeriformes; Pipridae
Gene: TAMM41
Product: TAM41 mitochondrial translocator assembly and maintenance homolog
Exons: 8
Coding region: 71-1084 (337 amino acids)
Biological process (GO): CDP-diacylglycerol biosynthetic process; cardiolipin biosynthetic process
Cellular component (GO): mitochondrion
Molecular function (GO): phosphatidate cytidylyltransferase activity
Source: RefSeq, a predicted model, not a curated record